CAAAACACUGAGGAUGAUCCAUUUGGUAGCUCUGAAUUGGAAGUACCCUGAGUGCUGGCAUGAGGGAGGUAAUUGUGAGAGAAAGAAAUCUGGAAUUAGUUCGCUGGUGGAUGAUGUCUUUGAAGCUUAAAAUUGUAAGAGUCACAAGGUUCCCAGUAAGGCUGUACACAGCUUUGUGCUGUGCAGGAGCUUUUUAUUUUAAGAAAAGAGCUAAGAAAUUGGUUUGGAAAUUUACUGUUUAACAAAACUGAAAAGGAUUGGUCUGAACUAGGACACCAAAGUGUUCAGGCCACUUAUGUUGUAUAGCACGUGUGCUUAGCACCGUUGUGAGAGAUGCUUUCUCAGAGGGCAUCGUUUCAGAGGCUUGCCUUUAAUUAGCAGUGAGCUGAAAGUAAACAUUUGAGAACAUUAGGGUUUUGACUAGGUUUAUGCAAAAUGUUAACAAUAAAUAACAAACCUGGCUUGAGUAUGUUUAUCAGAGUUUGUUAGACUUCUUGACCUUUUAGUUGAAGCAAGGCCACAGAGGUAUAUCUCAAGAGCAGCUUAGCUUUGUCAAUCAUUACUGAAGUAAUGGCAACAACAUAAUGCUUAACAACUAAACAUAUUCAUGGCAACACCUUUUGUGUUAAAUCUGGAAGAACUGUAGUUAAUGGUGCAUUUCAGCCACUGGCAAUAAACUUCAGUGACAAUCUAUUACUGAACAAAUCAGGAUCAUCUGUUCUGUAGUGAUCAGAGCUAUGAUGCAAACCAUCUUCCACCAUUGUUUAACUACAUCAUCUGAAUGUGUCCAUUAGAAUCAAAUGGUCUUUAUCUUCUGCAAUGAAAUUUUGUGUCCCUUAUGAGAAUCACUGGCAACGUGCAUUUUUUCAGAUUCCUUUUCCUAGCAAACCAGUCCCUGGCAGCUGUAUAACAGCAGUAGAGAUGACAGUGGUGGUUGUCUCAGGCUGGGAAGGGUUUCCUUCAUUCUUGGUGCAUGUUUGAGGUGAUAGGCACAGUGCACAGGAGGUGGUUGGAGGUAGCUCUGCUUUUUCUGUAAUGCCAAAAUUGCAGCUGUAGGCAACGUGUAAUGAAAGCACAGCCUUGAGAUAUGGUCUCCGGUGAUACUUUAUUUGUAGCAGGUCCUGUUAAAUACAACCAUAGGUUAAUAUGGAACCAAGCUUCAGCAACAAGAAUUUGUGAAUAGCUAUGAAAAUACUGAAACAACCACAAGGUCCUGACCUCAAACUAGUGUUCCUUUAACUUCUAGCAGCUGUUUGAGUUUUUCCUGCAAUCCCAAAUUAGUUCCCUGGCUAGCAGUAAUUUCUGAAGCCUGGGAAGCCAUUGGGUAACAUGUUCUUGGCAGAAGGCACAAUAUGCUGAGAAGUUUUAAAAGCUCCAAAUUACAGAGGGCAAAACACUGCUGCAAACAAAGUUCUUCCCACAUUUCUCCUGCUAGUGAUGUGGAGACCUGGAGCUUUGUGUUUCAGUUCAUGGAUCACAGGAACUGGACUUCUGUGUUUAACCUUCUUUCAGUUAGCAGACUCUGAGUUGGACUGUGAGCUUGGCGAGAGGUGUGUUGGGCAGAGUGAUGAAAACUUUAGCAGCUGGCAUGUGUGGUUCCUGAUGUUGUUUUGCCUGGCCUUGCUCCUGUCCUGCGGGAUCUGCUGCUGCCUGCAAUGCUGGCUGAAACGGCGGAGCUGCCUCCCCCACCAACGCACCCUGGCCGUCUUUGCACUCAGUAGUUCAGAUGCCUUUUGUGAGAGUGAAGUGCCUCAGUGCCCAUUCUCCGGAUCUCUGAACCCCUGCAUGACUGCAGAGAUGUCCUCCUCACCUGCUCCAUGGCUCAGCCUUGGAGGAACUGAGUUGCCUCCGUCCUAUGAGGAUAUUAUGAAGGAAAAUAAGCUCUAGACACCACAUGUUGGCUCCCUGCGGUUCCAUCUGGUUCAUCAGAGAUCUUCCAUUAGGCUACAACAGUGUGAUAUCAAAUCAGCCCUUUCUACAGGUUGGCCCAGAGACUGAAAAACAGCACAAAUUUCAUCUUAACCUAAAAGGAGAGACAAAAUGCAGCAGAAUAAAUGCCAAAAGCAUGUGUUGGAUCUGUCACAGGAGCUCAGAUUGAUAUUUUGUUAAGACUCUAGGUUUUGAGAAGCUCCCUCAAAGGUCUGUCUGUAUUCGGUGUUUCUGGCUCAGCCUCCAGAUUUAUUUCUCUAAGGCUACUUGCACUGGUGCAACCCCAUGUGUUUUAGAACCAAACAUUGAUAAAUGACUUGAUAGUUACUUCUCAAACUUGAGCUGCCUCCUUCACUCAGCACAGUGCCAACAAACACCCUCUGGCAAAGUCAUGUUGUUCUAAUACAUUGUAAUGCAAUCAUGCCACUCUGCAAUGAAGGAUUAUUUGCCACAUUUAAAAUAUUUAGCACAGCAUAUCAGAUUUGUUUAGUGCGAAAGGCAGAAAAUUUAUGACCAGGAGAGGGAAAGCAAGACAUGGUGAUUAUGGGGGGAGUAGAAGCAGCAGGGGCUGGCUACAGAAAGUGAAAAAAGUGAGUUUACUCACUUAAGCUGUUCUUAAUUUCAUGGUGACUGUCCCCAGCUACUUUUGCCUUAGCCUUACAGACCUAUGAGCUUUUUAUUGCACAGAGCCCACAUGGCAGUUCCCCAAAAGCAUGAAUUAUGGGGUUAGGUAUUAGGUGUUUAGCUACAGAGAUUUAUUAGGAUAGAGAAUGCAAUUUUCUUUGAGUUUACUACUGCAGACAGGACAGGAAGAGACUUCAAGAAGCCAUCCAAUCUGUCUUGCACCCAAACAGGAUCAGCUCUACCUAAGCCAUUCUAGGAGGUAUUAGCCUGCCUAGUGCUCAAAUUACAGAGGAAGGGUGCAGAAUUUUCCCCUUAGCUGGAUUUCAGAUGAAAGCAAACAUUUCCUUUGUUUGCCAUAGGCAGGUGACUGAAGGCUGAAUUCAGCCUGCCUGACCUCCCUGUCUCUGCUCUCUCAAAGGCAAGGGCCGGGGGCUGCAAUUAGCCCCACUUGGUGCAGUAGGUAACUGUCGCAUCUAGUACCUUGCGCUGCACAUGCAAGGAUCCACGAUCUCCCAGUCAAAGUGGGCAGCUGGGUCCAUCUUGGGUACCACAAAAGAUUAAUGGAAGCCCACAGCCUGCCUCACGGAGUAGUUCCCUAGCUGUAGGGUGGGGCUAGUACCAGUUCCUCUGCUGAGAAAGGGAACUGGGAAGAUAAAUCCACGGAAGGUUGUGAAAUGCUCACAUUUUCUCUUAAUGAAGCUGUGUAAGUACCUUCGUGAGAUAAAGAAUUAUAGCAUAUUUUGAGAGACAAAUUCUCUGCCAGCACCACUGCAAAUUAUCGCCAUAAAAUCUUAUUUUAGAAGCAGCUUUAAUGUUCGAGUCUUGUGUGAAGGGAAAUGUUACUGUAACAAAAUGAAUGUUUGUGCCAGCAGGCUAAAAUAUUACGAGGUUUAUUAAUAAGGAAAAUUAGCAAGUGCAGCCUUGGCCAGCGGAGACAUUGAGCAAUUCCUGAGUGUCUUUUCACUGUCUGAACUUGGUAAGAAUUGCAGGUAAACAGCACCUCUCAGAAUCAGACCUUCUUCACACGUAACUACUUCUACUACUCAAUCCCUUCAUUUUAUGCCCUGAAGCAUGAGAUUUGAUUAUAUUUGUCACUUCAGCUUGCAUAGCCUGCUAGUGGGCAUUAAAUCAGCCAUUGUUUCCUCCCCACCUACACACUGUAUUAGCUCCAGUGACCCUUUCAUGGAAGUGAACUCCACAGUUUGUCUGCAUUAUAUGCUGCAUAAAACAUUACAGUCUUCCACUUAUUACUUGGCUUUAAAUAAAUUGCUGCCUUUAAUUUCAUUGAAUGUCACCUUCUAAUCAGAUGGCUGGAGAGGCUAUCAAGCAAGGACUGCUCUGGUUUCAAUGCUUUCAUCACUCUGCAUCUCUCUUUCGCAAAGUCCAGAAAGCAGCACUCAUUAUCAGGAUGGUAAAUCCCACCCAACAGAGGGCAAGGGAGGCACUCGGCAACACAUCCAGGAGGCUGCUGCUCUUGCAGCAACGCUCAUGGGAAACGGGUUUCUGUUUCUGUGGCACUAGUAUGUAUUCCAGUGCGUUCAGUUUCAUGUAUGGGGUACUUUAAUUAUUCACUAAACAAUAAAAUUAUUCCAUCAAAAUUGCAUCAAGUUUAUAGUGAAGCGAGCUAGUGGCUGUCACAAAACUAGGCUCCAGCUAGAGUCACCAGCAUGGGAGGAGCUGUGUGCUGUGGUACUUGUGCGAGGUGACAGGAGACGUGAAUGCUUCGAAAAGCUGCUGAAGACCAGGAGCUAUCUGGAAAAAGAGCUCAGGUAGGGUUGUUUUGCAGGGGGCGGUGCAUAAACUGACCUUGCUGCUGGCUUGGGGUGGGAAAGGAGGGCACCCCGAAAGGAGGCUCAGUGGGCACUGGCCUCGUCCUUGGCUCCCUGAUCAUUAAGAUUGAGAAAAGGUUGUGUUUCCUCCCUGUGCAAAUGUGUUUGGGAUGGCCUCACUGACCUACUAUUGUCUAUGAAAGCUGCUCCUUCCAGACUGCCCCCUUAAUCCAAGGUGCUCCAGGAGAAUGGACAAUGUUUCUCCAGAACUGCACUCCCAUUCUUACAAAAGCAGACAUUUUUCUGGUACCUUAUGCUGUCCUUAAUGAGGGCAGUUAGUGCAGUUUGGCUGAUGUUUCCAGUAUUAUAAGGAAAGACGAGUCAUUUCUUUAUAAUUCAUCACCUUAGGAAUAGGGUUUGCUUUGGAAAAGCACUUGUUCUGCUGUGAACCUCUGGCUGCCACUCAUCCUCUGACUUACACUUCCUGUUAACAUUGCGAAGAAAUGGCAGACUACUCUAGAAAUAAAACAGAAAACAGUAGAAGGCAGAUGUAUUUGUGGGAGAACUUGUCAGCAAGCCUUGAAAGGGGGAAAUGGGAGCAGUGCAGAGAAGCUAAUUGCUUGGUGACCAUCUGGAAGGAAAAAAAGAAGGGAAUGUGGGGAGGCACACUGCCGGACUUUCACCUCUGCGCAUCAAGAGCUGAAUAAUAAGGUCAUAAUCAGGCUCUCAUGCAAAAUAGAGCAAAACUAAAGGCAGCUGACUCAUAACUGGGGAUCAGUCAGGGCUGCCAGCAGAGUUACACCCAAAAGAUGUGAAAAUAAUAAAAAUUCUCGUUAAUCUAUUGUUUUUUAUUGUCAUUUGAAGACUCUGGAUUACGGGCUAAAGGCUUCUGUGUAGGGAGAAAGAGGAUGGUGCCAAGGACAGAUGCUUGCCCUAGUUGGGUCACUAGAUGGCACAAGUCUGACUCUUUCCCUUCUCGCUCAAAGGCAUCUUACAGCAGGGACCCAAGAGCUACCAGGAAAAAAAU
Messenger RNA from Cuculus canorus (common cuckoo), 5349 nucleotides. It is a transcript of the gene TMEM207, whose product is annotated as transmembrane protein 207. The transcript is spliced from 5 exons. Lineage: Eukaryota; Metazoa; Chordata; Aves; Cuculiformes; Cuculidae. The record is from RefSeq and is a predicted model, not a curated record. Bases 1438 to 1887 code for a protein of 149 amino acids.